Messenger RNA from Brassica oleracea var. oleracea, 1095 nucleotides. RefSeq names its product putative pectinesterase 14. Gene Ontology annotation, biological process: cell wall modification. The record is from RefSeq and is a predicted model, not a curated record. Gene Ontology annotation, molecular function: pectinesterase activity. NCBI's taxonomy places the organism in Eukaryota, Viridiplantae, Streptophyta, Magnoliopsida, Brassicales, Brassicaceae.
AUGUAUUCUUUCUCUUUCUCGUUGUCAUCUUCAAAAAUCAAAACUCUCUUCACACUUGACAAAGCAUUUCUCUCCUUGUUCAUCAUGUCUACCUUCAUCUUCUUCUUUGUCCUUUUGUCAAUGAUCUCUCCAUCUCAACAAACAUUCUACCAUGGACAAGAUGAUCACAAUCCUCCCAAUUGUGAUCACUUCUCAAACUUCACAACAAAUGGAUACCUUGUCUUCAAGGUAUCCUCCAAAGGCUGUGGAGAUUUUACCAAAGUUCAAGAUGCCAUAGAUGCCAUUACUCCAUCAAGCCAAGUCAAAAAUCUCAUCCUAAUUGACUUUGGAAUCUACAUGGAAAGAGUCCUUGUUCCUUCAAACAAGAUGAACAUUGUGAUGCAAGGAAUGGGCUACUUAACCACAUCCAUUGAGUGGAACAACACAGCAGCCUCUUCCAAUGGGACAUUUAGUAGCUUUUCUGUUGGAAUAUUUGGAGAUUCUUUCAAAGCAUUCAACAUAAGCUUCAAGAACAAUGCUCCAGCACCAAAUCCUGGUGCAAAGGAUGAACAAGGUCUUUCUCUAAGGGUUAGCGGAGACAAAGUUGCCUUCUUUGGUUGUGGUUUCUAUGGGAACCAAGACACACUUCUAGACCAGCAAGGAAGACACUUUUUCAAAGAAUGCUUCAUUGAAGGAUCCAUAGACUUCAUCUUUGGCAAUGCAAGGUCUCUUUACCAGGAUUGCAUAAUUCACUCUGUUGCAAAGGAAAAUACAUUGGGGUGUAUUACAGCAAAUGGGAAGGAAGCAAUCAACAACCAAACAGGAUUUUCUUUUGUGAAUUGUGUGGAAAGUAGCAAAGUCUGGUUGGGACGUGCAUGGAGGCCUUAUUCCACAGUUGUCUUCUCCAGGACAUGCAUGUCCCGAGUUGUGUCUCUUGAUGGUUGGAAUGACAUGGGAAAUCCUACAAGCCAAAGGGCAGUUUACUAUGGAGAACACCGGUGCUAUGGACCUGGAGCGAAUCACAGUCAAAGGGUUCCCUAUGCGAAGAAACUCAGUGAUGUUGAAGCCGCCCCUUUCACCAGCAUCAAGUUUAUUGAUGGCGACCAAUGGCUCUAG